GUUUGCUUCUGAGACAAAGGUGUUUUUAUUGUCAAGUUAGUUUACUUUUAGUUGUCUUUCUAGCCUCAAUCGGUUGCUGAAAGUCUUUAAGUAUCUUGGAGAUGGAAGGAAGCACCGAUUCCUUCAGCGGAAACGAGUGGGAAUUAAGCAAAGAGAACGUGCAACCACUAAAACAGGGCCGCAAGAUGGCGAACCUCACCGCCGCGCUCGCUCCAAGCUCUGUCGAUCAAACGAGGAUAUUUAGAGAGAAACAGUAAGUGUUAUAUAUUAUUUCACCACUUCGAAACGCUUGUAAAUCUUGCUGAUCCUCUUUUGUUUCUAUCUAAAGGGAAUUUGAGGCGCAGCUUAGAACAUACGAAGGAGAAGACCCUCUAGAAAUUUGGUACCGGUGAGUGUGCAAACCAAAGAUCAUAUCUUUGAAUCGAUCUUGCAUACACAAACUGCGACUACCUAUUUGCUAAGUAAAAGAGUAAACUUCCAACUGCUAGGAUUUUAGAACUGAAUUUAACUGUGAUUUUCUUACAUUGUAUUAGUUACAUAAUUUGGACAAGUGAAAACUUUCCCAAGGGUGGAAAAGAUUUAGCGAAUCUGCUGGAGCGCUGCAUGACAUUUUUCAAGGACCAGGAAAGAUACAAGAACGAUGAACGAUAUGCCAAAGUCUGGCUUCGUUACGUGAGUAUAUAUUUAUAUUUAUGCUGCCUUUUUUUAGACUGAAAAGGUUCAGUGAUGCAAUAUUAAAAUUGGCAGGAUUUUAUACUUUUUGAUCCUCGGGAUCGGUUAAACUUCAGAAUACCUGGCCACUUGUGGCACCAGAAAAGUGCUGUCCCUGGUCCUGUCUGAUUAGCGCGGGCAGCUAGUGAAGCUGCACGGGGAAGGGAGGAGGGGGGCAGAUUUAAAAAAAGCCAGUAAAAAGAGGGGCUUAAGUGGUACAGUUGAACCUCGAUUAAACGGCCGCCCCAUAUUAAGGUGACUCGACCCAGUUUUUUUGGGGGGGUACCAUCCUACUUUGAAGCUCUCUGGUAUCCCCACCUUUACUUUUAUCGUAAGUCUAACACAUAGAAUGGAUAACAUAUAGAUCAAUCUACAAUAUAACAUAAAAUUUUUGGCGAUCGGAGUAAAUGUCACGUGGUUAUAAUGCCACGCCCCUUUGAGGUCUGAGUCGAAAAUCUGCUGUUGCCGGCAUUUUUUCGUGAAAAUCUCUCGGCUACACAUAGUGCGCAUUAGUGCCUUGCGCUGAACAGAGUUUCACCAAAAUCGCAAAGACCCAAUUCGAGAAAUUCAGCGGUUUCCAAAUUUAGGUCAUAAUUUAUGCGAAAAUGAUAAGCAAACUUUACACGGAUUAUAUCUAAUAAACUAUGAGAUUCAUCUCUUUAUUUUGGGCAUCGUUAUAACAGAUGGGUCCUUGCAAGUCAGCAAAACGCUUUAGGGCCUUGUAAAUGCGCGCGAUUUCGAGCAAAGCAAACAUAUAGAAAUUAUAGUUUUCGCUAUUUGUUGACGUUUGUCAGCGUUUAAGAGUCCUUCUCACGAAAAAAGCAUUUUCUUAAAAAUUCGUAGUUUUUUUUCCUUCAAAUUUUUUCAGGGCCACAAUUGAUUAACUAACUACCCGGACUCUGAAUUUCAUGGUCAUUGAAAAACUGUGACAUUAUCUUCUAUAAGCCCAAACUUGAGUAAACAUUGAAGAUUUUUAGCGUUUUGGCUGAGUUUGUGCUUUGGGAGUUGUCUAUUGUUUCUAGUCUGUCAUUAUACAGCAUUCUUGUUCAGCACGCGUGCAAUGACCACGCUUGGCUGACUUCCGAAUGCUCACCGAGAUAUUCCCGUCACGAGUUGGUUUAAUUAUUGGCUUGCAUUAAACCUAUGAAAAAAUGAUAUUUUUUUAAUAGUAAGUAGAUUUAGUGUGUAGCACUUCUUGAUUUUUUUGCAAAGGCACAAGAAGCACGAGAAUUGAUUAAAAAUUGUGACUUAAACCUCUAUGUAUCACGCGAUGGCCUGUCUCACUGUACCAAAAUUAUUAUAUCUCGGUGAGCAUUCGGAAGUCAGCCAAGCGCGGUCAUUGCACGCGUGCUGAACAAGAAUGCUGUAUAAUGACAGACUAGAAACAAUAGACAACUCCCAAAGCACAAACUCAGCCAAAACGCUAAAAAUCUUCAAUGUUUACUCAAGUUUGGGCUUAUAGAAGAUAAUGUCACAGUUUUUCAAUGACCAUGAAAUUCAGAGUCCGGGUAGUUAGUUAAUCAAUUGUGGCCCUGAAAAAAUUUGAAGGAAAAAAAACUACGAAUUUUUAAGAAAAUGCUUUUUUCGUGAGAAGGACUCUUAAACGCUGACAAACGUCAACAAAUAGCGAAAACUAUAAUUUCUAUAUGUUUGCUUUGCUCGAAAUCGCGCGCAUUUACAAGGCCCUAAAGCGUUUUGCUGACUUGCAAGGACCCAUCUGUUAUAACGAUGCCCAAAAUAAAGAGAUGAAUCUCAUAGUUUAUUAGAUAUAAUCCGUGUAAAGUUUGCUUAUCAUUUUCGCAUAAAUUAUGACCUAAAUUUGGAAACCGCUGAAUUUCUCGAAUUGGGUCUUUGCGAUUUUGGUGAAACUCUGUUCAGCGCAAGGCACUAAUGCGCACUAUGUGUAGCCGAGAGAUUUUCACGAAAAAAUGCCGGCAACAGCAGAUUUUCGACUCAGACCUCAAAGGGGCGUGGCAUUAUAACCACGUGACAUUUACUCCGAUCGCCAAAAAUUUUAUGUUAUAUUGUAGAUUGAUCUAUAUGUUAUCCAUUCUAUGUGUUAGACUUACGAUAAAAGUAAAGGUGGGGAUACCAGAGAGCUUCAAAGUAGGAUGGUACCCCCCCAAAAAACUGGGUCGAGUCACCUUAAGUGGCCAGUAAUCAAAGUCUCAAAAUACCGUAAAAUUCCGAAAAUAAGCCCCAGGGCUUAUAUUUUUCAAAGGCGCUUUUUGAGCGGCUUAUUUUUGGAGGGGCUUAUCUACAGAGGGAAAUUUACAUUUCAAAAUCGAUAGGGCUAGCCUUAUUUACCAUUUUAUUUAUUUACCAAAAAUUUACCAUUUUUGCUUUGUUUUACUUUGUAUUUGAGAGCAAUUUUCCAAGUACAAGCUCCUGGGGGGGCCGAGGAUUUUUUGCAUUACGAGUUUGGGGGGCUUAUAUUUGGAGGGGCUUAUUUUCGGAAUUUUGCGGUAAUUGUGGAAAAGAAUGGGUAAUUAAACCCCUGUUAAGCAACCAUCCCAACAAGGGUUCUCCUCUUGUUCUCAACUCUACUGAGCAGCCAUCCAGUGCUUGAUACACUUAGCUUGGCUUCAUUUUAAGAAUAUGAUGAAGAAAAUACAGUCCGAGGUAGGUGACGACCAAUUGUGGACCAUUAUUGCUUCCCCCAUCGCGUGUUUGAUUCAAAAUAAAGUGAUGUUUCUACUAACGAUUAUGCUAAUGCAAAUUUAUGACAAACCUCUAUUGAGCUGCCAACCUCCAUUAUAAGCAGCUAGCCUGCGUAGCAGGCACUAUAGUCUCCCUCGCGUGUCUUGUUUUCUCUUGUGCCUAUUUAUUCCUGAUGCCUGCAAUGUAGGCUAUUAAGCGGCCACUUGCCGGUAGCCCCAAGGUUGCCACUUAAUGGAGGUUCAAAUAUAGAUUUACUUGCAACUGAAAUGGGGCGUGAGAUUACCCCCUACCAGGGCAAUCCUUACCGGGAUUCUUAUUGGCCUGUUAGGGAUUGUAUCCGUCUGUUUUGAGACAAGGAGGGGGAAGGAAAGAUUAUAGCAAGUGCACAUGUACAUGGCAAAUGUUGGAGCCUUAUCCUGCAUGUAAACAUUAAGAUGAUGUCUUCAAUGUAUAGAGUCGCCCAGCUGUAUUAUUAGUAAUAGAAAUGAUUUUAACUUUCUGUAGAGUGACAUGUCCACAAAUCCUAUGGACAUUUUCAACUAUAUGCACAGUCAGCAAGUUUGCAGUGGACUAGCUCUUUUCUACGAGUCUUGGGCUCAGCUUUUAGAGAGUUUUGGGAAUCACAAGAAGGCAGAUGAAGUCUAUAACCUAGGGAUCCAUAGGACUGCUCAACCAGUGGAGAGACUAAUCAAACAACACAGGUAGUAAGAUCGUUUUGCUUUGUUUGGGAUCGCUGUUCACUAUUGAGAUAUUCAUUUAGGAAUCAAUGCUGUGCUCUCAGAAAAAUUAAAGGGAGCCCAGUGCUCUGAACUUGUGAAAUCCAAGGUACCCAGCAUAUGAUUUCUAUGAAAAAAACUAAGAUGUUCUAGUCGCCCAGAAGCAAAAGUUAGGUGCCACAGGCCAGCCAGGCACUGCUAGAGCACAGCUCUGAGAGACAUUCCUUUGUAAUUUGAUUAAGGGCAUUUGAGAUGCGCCUGACUGAAAGAGUUGCCAAUGGAUUACAAGAGGUGAAGCUGCAGGAAAAUUCUGAACCAGAGCGAACCACAUUAGGUGGUCUGAAGAGGCAAGGCAAGAAAGGGACAGUGGGAACCAAACGAACUGGAAGCGCAACACUCUGUAAGUACAGUGUAACCCCCUCCCCCCCCCCCCACUCUAAUACUGAUGGAGUUCUGAUGAGAUGAUUUGUCAAAUGAUUCCAACUUUUAAAACUCUGGCCCCAGUUGUUAAAAAGAUAGCACUAUACACUGGAUAAAUCACAUCCACUUCUCAUCUGCUGGAUACUGAUAUGUCUGAUGGAUAACGCUACUAAACAUUUGAACAAGUCAACUGCGGCCUGGUUAAGAUCUUAUGGUGUUACAGUAACCAUGCAUGAAACGGUACCCCUUUGGUGGGACCAUAGUACUACAUGUAGUGAGUGAGUACUACACUGUAUAAUUAUAUGCUUACAGUCAAAGCAGGUCAAGCAUUCCCAUCGCUAACGGACUAAUGAAUUUAUUAAUGGAAAAAUGAUUUUGUUUCUUGAUUCAAUAAACAAUUCAUAAUAAACAAUCCAAUAUUCAAUUAGUCAAGUGGUUGUAAGUUAAUAAUAUUAUUUAAUGUUGUCUUGCUCUUUCAGCCAAUAAAGGUGGCAUAAGUGUUGCUGCAUUCCAGACUGGUAACACAUCAAGUAGUGGUUUUAAAAUUUUUUGUGAUGAUUACCCUGAUGCUGCUAGUUCCCUACCCCCAUCUACUGGGGAGUGGCAAAUGCCCCCCACAGAACCAGUGAUAAGAAAGGAAAACACACAAAAACCUGGAAAAUGGACUGAUGCGAAGGUACAGUAAUUUGUAGAAAAAGGAUAAUAUUGGCUUAUAAAAGUGUGAUAUUCAACUAGCCAUGAAUUCACAAAACUGCAAAACUGCCAUGCUGGAGAGUAAAAGUCGCACUGGGGCUCAUUUCUUAGCUGAAGUUAUAGUAUUUUGCAAAGACGUUAACUGGUCUGCUUCACAACUGUUCUUCAUGUCAUUGUAUGACAACACAAAAAAACAACGGCUGUGGAGCAGACUAGUUAACUGCAUGAGAACUACAUUGUAAGGAAAAAACAAUGUCAGUGAUGAUUUUGCUUAUCUUUAUCUAGGUCUCUCAGAGAAAUCAGAUUUCAGUUCCCCUCAAUGGUACAUGUAUGCCUCAGAAGCCUACCUUUUCAGUCCAUGUAGAUGACGACGUUGUUAACCACCCCACUCCAGCUCCAAAGCAAGUCUUGCAGUUUGACAAAGUACUGAGUGCAAAAAAGCCCGAUAAGCACUCUGUUAUGGAAGCCCUUAGAAAUAAGGUACUGUGAGGAAUAGCGUACAUUUUUGCCGCAUGUUUACUUUGGAUAUAGCAAGCUAUAAACCUACUUCCUGUGUACUACUGGCACGAGUUACUUGAUCUAGUAUACUUUUACAAGGCUACGCAUAACAUGAUUCACUUAGAUCCGUCUGUUGUUCCCUUCGUGCAUGAAUGCGCGCAAAGGACCUGUAUAUCCGUAAUGAGCUCUCAAUCUUUUGUGCCUAAACAAUGCAGGAUUUCUACCUUUCAGAAAUCUUUUUUCGUUAGAACCACUAGAAUCUGGAACCUGCUUAUUACUAGACUUGACCGAGAUAAUGUUACUUUUGAGAACUUUAAAUCUGUUCUUUACGGUUAUUACUCGCAGGCUCUAGUAAUAAACUAUGACCGAGACUCUCCAAGGAGCUUCAAAAGUAUUUGCCUGAAAUGUAACACAGCCAGGUUUUUAGACCAGGAAAUUAGCUGCUGCAUGUGAUUUAAAUUGCUACUUUUAUAUCUUUUUAUUUUUUGGGUCGGCAGUAAUUGGCUUUAGCUGUUGCGGUGUCCCUGCCCUAAUAUUUAAGUUAUUAUUAGUGUAUUGUUACGUUCUUAUUACUAGUGUUUGCAUAUCUACAGUGUUUUUUUUUUUUGUAUUCUUCAGGACAAAGCUAAUAAAAUAAAAUGAAUAAAUUGACACUGUUUUAAUUUAAUAUCCAACCAAUUUGACUAUGCUAUACUGAUACAGGGCGUUCAUUAAGCAUUGGAGAUCCAAGAAUUCUCUUUUUACUACACAGAAUUCUCCCAUUAGGCAUCAGAGAUCUGAGAAUUCUCCAUUUACUAGGCAGACUUCUCUGGCAAAUGUUCAGUAGGCUAUGACUAUUUUUUAUUCAGACUUGGAGCCUCUUUCAAAAAUAAUGUUCUCCUGUAACAUUACACCUUUUUCCUACUACUAGAAUUCUUUAUGAAAACCCUGGCUAUGUGACUGGUCUUUUUUAACCUGAAACAUGGCUUAUUAAGAAAUCAAUCAAGUUUGUAUCUUUCAUGUGGAGGGUAAAAUUGCAGCACGUACAAGAAUUAAAUCCUUCAGAGGACCCUCUUGCAUUUAAGCUUGGGUACACAGCUUUAUUAACAACUCAAAAUCUAUGCACCUAGAAUCAUUGUUCAUUUCUUCAGUACCACUCUUACCAAGUUGGUUACUUAUGACCUCAGUGCACUCACAGUUUAUGUCAGGGCCAACUACAGUCUCUUUUUAGUGAAACUUGGGUUGCCUGUGGCUAUUCCUUUGAUGUAUCAUUUCCACCAUUUUGUCCCCUGACUUACAGACAGAAAAUGCUGAAAUCCAGACGACCAGAGUUAUGUACUGCAAAGAAAAAAUUUAUGCAGGAACAGAGGAAUUCUCCUUCGAGGAACUCCGAGCAGCCAGGAUCUUUUCAAAAAUAAGGGAGGGGACAUAUAAACCAGCAGACGUAAAGCAAGAGCAACAACAAAAUGUAAGAUACAUGUACCCUAAGAGAGAGGUCUACUCAUUUGAGGGCGAGUUUCAGUAUGAGGAAAUUCUUGCAAGGAGAUAUUUGGCUAGGCGAAAGAAAUAUUUGAUAGCAGUUAACCAAUCAGACUCUAAAAAAUCAACUUGUGCUUCAAGCUUUGUUGAGAGCUCCAGAGGUUUGCCCAGCAAUGAAGAUCCCUGCCCCAUGCUGUAUCCUUCGACAGUUUUCCCGCACCAGUUCCGGUGUCCCUUUGGUUCGAAACUCCUUUUGUUAGUAAAAUGUAGUCGUUCAGUUUCGUCCACUAAAACAACUUCGUAAAAUAUGUGAUGACGGGGUAUUGCAGGAUAAGCCUGCAAUUUAUGUAGCCACCUCUUGUCACUCCCUCCCACUGCCAACUUGUACAGAAACAUUUUGAGAUAGAGACUUGGUUUUGGCUUAAAAACUUCAACAACAACCACAAUCUUUAUUUGUAGUCACUCUUGCUCAAAAAUAAAGUACAACCAUGAAAAUAUUGAUGACAAAUCAUGUCUACAAAAUAAAUCUGGUCUUCAUAGGGUUCCAAAUGUAAAUUUUUACCUCGUUGAGUUGUAGUUUAAGAUCUCCUGGUCAAACCUCAAAUGCUUCUAGUAAAAUAACAUUUUGCGUGGAAAUAAGUCUUUCUUGCUACAUCAUUAAGUGGGAUUUCUCUUAACCUUUGUGUCCUUUUUACUUUUGCCAGUCAUUUGUAAACAAAUGCCGAGAGAGUAAGCAAGCGAGCACCUCACCAGAUUCUCGACAGAAUUACGUCAUCAGCAUGGGAUUUUUGGGUGCAAAAUGCAGACGUCUCUCUUGUGAUACGUCUAUCUCAGAAACUGAAGGGAGGGAAAUGUUUGCCUUUGGAGAGUUCACCACUCUUGAGAGCACAUUUAUAAAGAAGACUAUUGUAUUUUAUAGAAAGGGUAUUUUUUCUUCGAUGUGAUGUUUGUGAAUGAUUUUACGUUUACAGUGGGGAGCCAGUAGCCAGGCGGGGUUUGGCUUUCACAGAUCACUACAGCACUCCGCCUGUACAAAAUUCAAGUGCAUUGGAUGAGAGAUCACAGUUUGACGCUAUAUCUGUGCCAUCAAAUGUUCCUCAGUUUGGAUAUGGUAAAUCUGCUUUUCAACCAGUAGGCUAUGGAGUACAGAACAAACCCAGCGAGUUGAUGCCCCAAGUUACACAAGCAAGUAGACCACCAAACAUUUCAAACUACCACGAUCAGGAAAACAGACUUCAAAACCCUUCAAGUGACUCUAAAGUGGGUGCGGCUUCUGUUCCUGAGACCUCUUCGGUAAAUGGCAUGCCUUUUGCUCAUGAGUCAAUCACAGGCAACAAAUUCAACGUUUUCUCUCGAACCCCAGAUGCCAAUAAAUCAGGUGAUUUAAACAGCUCAAAUCUUACCGGCCCAUCGCCGACUGUGUUUACCAAGCAGGCGCUGAUGGUAGUUCGUGACAUGUUUGCUGGGCCUCUAGAGUCGGAACGUGAUUUUAAUCAACUGGAUCAGACAGAUAGAGACUUUGAAGCGGCAUUCAGUAAUGAUCAAACUACACGUACUUCUUUCGCUGCAGAGUUAGGAGGAUUAGGUAGGUACAAGUUACCAUUCUCCUAGGUGACUUAUUAUUAUUAUCUGGCAGUAUAAAACUUUGGAACACUGUCCACAUUAUGAGUAGUAUAGGGUGCAUAAUGUAACCUACACCACUUGAGAAGCUAUACUUAGAAGUAAAAAAAGGUCGGUACGAAACCAAAUACAAUCCUAAUAUACAUAAUGAUAUGAAUCUCCCUACUUAAAAAGCCAAAUUAGAAAAUCAUUAAAUUCUUAUACUCUGUAAAACCUAUGCAAAGACAUGAUGAUAUAAUUAUCUCUACUAGAAGCCUAUUUAUCUAAAAUUAUUCAGUUUUAAUACUCUCAUUAUCUCUUAUAUACCUAAACGAGGCCAUCAUAAUGUGGUUAUCUCUACUAAAAGCCUAUUUAGAAUAAUAUCAAACUCUAAUACUCUAUAAAAUCUAAGUAAAAACAUCAGUAAACUUGUGUUUCUAUUAUUAUUAUUAUUAUUAUUAUUAUUAUUAAUUUUUUUAAUAGAACGAUGGGUUUUUUUAGAUUUCUAAAUGAAUAGUGACUCAUUUGAUUCCAAGCUUUCCCACUCCCUUGCUGCUUGAACCUGUAAUGGGCCAUUGUUUUGGCCUCAUUUUAUCUGUCACGGAGCUAGCCUGUACACAGACGUUGUUUUAUUUUUCUUUUCGUUUCUUUUUUCUGGUGGUCAAUAAAUCCCCCGCGGUUUUUAUUUUUUAUCACGUGUGCUCGACGGACUUUGAAAAGAAAAUAGAGGGUCUGUGAACAGGCGGCUAUCACGGGGCUCUUGGCAUUAAUCGCGGGUAGGGCAUAGUUUUAUAGAGGAAAAAAGCCAACUUGGAGUAAGAUACCAUGACAGCCAGGGUAGCUAAAACGUCGUUUGCAAUGAGGUGUUUUGGGGGUCUUUCAAAACGUCAUCGUGAUUAUAUUCCAACUCGCUCAAUUUGUCAAGUAUAGACAGACUCUGCUGAAAUUGAGUAACCAAAGACAAAAAAAAAGGAGGAACAAAGUCGAACAGAAUUUUUUUCCAUUGAAACAAUUUCAUGACUUGUGAAACGCUGCUAGAAUAUUCAACGGUCAAGUUUUUUUUCUUUUCUUUUUUUUCCCAAAAAAAAUGAGGUUCACUCGCCGGGGUUUUACUGUAUGGUUUUCACUACAUUUGAUUUUCUGAACCGUUUAUGUAAAUGUACUGUAGAUGGAUUUGGAGGCGCUGGUGGAUUCGUUAUUUAUGAUGAAACAGCUACCAACAACGAAAAUAAAGCAAACAAAGAAAAUGACGCAGAAGAUAAAGAAAAUAUGUAAGUUUGUUCGUACCUUUUGAAACAUUAAUUAUUCCACCUUUUAAUAACGUCUAUGCCAGGAGAAUUCCUUUAAGAGAAAAAGAAGAAAGGAAUGAAUGACUGAUAUUUUAGUAGUAACACUUUCACUUAGCAGUUCCUCGUCCACCAUUCCUGCUCGAAUUGGAAUUUGAAAAUGGUAGUUUUCGAGGAGAGGGAAUAACCGGAGAACGCGGAGAAAAAUCUCUCGGAGCAAAGGAAAGAAUUAACAACAAAUUUCUACCUUCCGCGUUCGAGCCCUGGUCACGUACUAGGUGAUUUAGGUGCAUUUCUGGGUUUUUGUAAAAGAGCAUCUUCACAUGAUACGGUUUUUUGGCGGAUUGUGCAGGUGUCACAUCAAGUUUUCUUUGUCCGUUUAAGUUGUAAACACAUCACAAACUUAUUAAAGAAAACGUAAUCGUAUUCGUAUAAUCCUAAAGGAGUAUUUAGGAAAUCUCAUGAAAUGAAAAUUUCUGUUUUUGUGGACAUGUAGGCCUCCGACGGGCAGUCAGCAAGAGGCAAUACGCCGUCCAUUGGCUGGGGUACUUCAACCAUCUGUAGGUAUUCCCACAUGCCCAUUAGAAACCAGUGAAGAUGAAGACGAUGAAAUGAUUGGUCACAAUGAUGAAAAUGACGCAGACCCGUUUCCUAAAAGCUGUCAGCCAUCCUACCAUCGCGAUAAAACUGGCGAGGUGUCGCUUGCAGACUUCACUCACGAUCAAACCGCUUUCACCACAGGAAACUUUGCUGCCGCCGCCCGAAUGGCCUCGACUCCAUUCUGCUCUGGCAUUGGCCCAUCCUCGCUACCCAACAUUCCGUGGAGCACAAUCCGUCCAACCAAUGAAAAUUCAGAAAUGAAGGACUUAACUUCUGAGGAGGCGGAAUAUUCAUCGGCUUGUGCAAACGCUGCGAGCUUUGCCUCAACGCCCAGUAAAGCCCUGAGCCCUAUAUUUGAGGGAAGCAACGAGGACUCCAACUCGACCAACUCUAGCCACUUGUCAAACGGGUCUUCAAGGCGAGGCUCGUGUUCAACCGUGUCCCAGCAUAAUGGACUGGAACUGAGUAAAAUCCAAGAAGAGACAAGUUUGUGCCAGGCUGAGACUUUACCACAGGAAACCAAUGUUGGUCCGGCUGUGGUCAAUCCUUUCGCGGGGGAUGUUGUCGAUGCAUUUCUAAGCAGGAUUAACCCUCCUUUGUCAGAUUAUGAAGGAUUUACUGUUUGCAGCCGGGAGAUGCCAAAAAUUGCAACUAAUAUUUCAGUGUGUUUUGGUAGGUUAGGAAUCGUUUUAUUAAUAUCAGAACCCCCAUUUUUGUUGUGCCAGUCGAACUAGUCUGUUCACAGACCCUUUAUUUUCUCCUAAGAGAUCGUCGGACGCGUUUGUAUUAGGGGUUUUCACAUGACGUCACCAAAAAUUGAAACUAAGAAACUAUCGAAUCUGAGUUUCUAAUCUGAGUUUCUACUUUCAUGAGGUAUUACAGCACCUAAAAACCUUUAUUUAUACAAAUUUUCGGUUCCAAAGGGUUCUUCGUUUUGCGAUAGAAGAGGCUUGAAUUUCCAGGCUUUUGAGUGACGGGGCAUUUAGCUGGCGGAUGGGAAAACUCCCCUCAAAGGGACACCAACAUGGCGUCUCCAUACAAAGCCUUAUAAAUUUGUGUAAAACGUUUUUCCGAAUAUCUCGCAUAAGAAUAAUCGCACAGACUUGAUUCUUGGCUUGGCUUUUUGUGUAUUUAUAUUUAUUCUGGACUUUCUGUAUUGAAUUGACGGCUGGCGCAAGGGAUCGAAAUAAAGGCGGGAAAAAAGCGAGAAAAAAAGUCUGUGGACAGUCUGCAGUCGAAUAUCUUUGUGUUCUGUCUUUGUGUCUUUCUGUUCUUAGUUUUCCCAACCUUUCUGAGGAUACUUAUUUGGGUUUUUUUCGCGUUCACUUAAAAUUUGCGAAAAUGGAAGGAGCAUGACCGAAAAUGCCUGUUAAAACAGUAAACUAAUUUUCGUGAAAAGUGAGGAUCCAAAUAUCCUCGUUUUCAUUUUUUUAACUGCAAUAUCUUAGUUUCGAAAGCAAAAUUGUCAGUAACAAUCACAUGAUCGUUUUUGACAAAUUACAAGGUUAAGACCUCCUAGUGUCCUAUACACGAGGCCGGAAAUAUAUUUUUCUACUCUCCAAAAAGCGCCUAUCGAAAACCCUUGCUUAGUAAACACCGGGCCGAAUUGAGUAACGACUGACUGUAAUAACUGCUGGAUUAACCAAACACGCCGAGAUCGUUGAUUACGAAAAUACUGUAACAGUGAUUUUGUUUUUGAUGUUGUAUAUUUUAGGAAAUGAUGAUAUUUACCACGUAGAGAAUCUAAUUGGGUCAGGAGCUUUUGCCAAAGUGUACUUAGCAAGCAAACGACCUGAUGACGAGACUGACGAUGAGAAGGUUGUAUUGAAGGUAAAUAUUACUUACUUUUAACUAACCGAUAAAUUACGUUUGCUCUGAUGUAGUGGCUCCCCGGCUAACCUAUUCUGCGAUCUUAACAACAGGUUCAGAAGAUUUCCAUCGAAUGGGAGUUCUACAUCAGCAGGCAACUUCAUAACAGAAUGCAAGUUCUUGGCUGUUCAAAGGAGCUGGUGAGGAUAAUUCGCGAAAAAAAUGCGUUUAAGCUCUCUAGUUGUGUAUUUUAAACACUUAGGUGUUUCACUGCCCAAGGAAAACAGUUGUUAGUGUUGUUAACAAAUUCAAUUGUUUGACUUUUAUCUAUCUGUUUAGCAUGAAAUGUUUAUGAAUCCGCUGGCAGCUUAUGUCUACUCCAAAUCGUCCGUGUUGCUGGAUAGAUACAAGCCGCUUGGAACGAUUCUCGUAAGUACAGUAACAUUGCUUCGGUACACUGCACUACUAGCUUAUUUUUUCGCGCCCUUUUUUAUCCAGUCAGGUUCCAUUGUGACACUCUCAGGCGUUUAAUUUCCCGCGCUUACCGUCGGCUACAUACUCUGUUGCAUGUUCUGAUUGGCUCAUGGAAUUGCUCAUGGGUUGUUUGCGCUCAUUCUUGAUUGGUCUAAGCAAGAAACAUCUAAGCUUUAUUACUUUGCUUUUGUCUUUGUAACAUUUAAUCCAAACAGGUGCAAUGGUGACUUUCUCACACGUUUAAUUUCCCGCGCUUCCCCUCGGCUACAGAAUUUUUUUGCAAUUUCUGAUUGGCUCAUGGAUUGUUUGCGCUCAUUUUGAUUGGUUAAAGCAAUUUUUUGGCUUUUGUUCUUGGGUCAUGCAAUCCAAUCAGGUGCAAUAAUGACUUUCGCACGCUUUUUCCCGCGCUUCCCGUCGGCUACAUACUUUGUUACGGAUUGUUUUUUGUUUGUUGUUUUUUUGUGCUCAUUGUGAUUGGUCAAAGUAAAUUACUUUGCUUUUGUUCCUGCGACAUUAAAUUGAAACCGUUCUUUAAGACACAGCACAUACACUCACGUUCUUGAAUCUUUACUUAUGAACCUUCUAAGAAAAGCCUGUUUUACAAUGUUGUUAUCGGCACCGCAAGGAAAGUGAUUUACACCUCUCACUAAAACUUCAAAUUUGGAGAGAUCAAACAUGCUUCGACGUUCUUGAAUGCUAUUUUCAAACUAAAAGAGAUAUUUUGCAUAAUUGCGAACCAUUUGCCAAAAAUGGGUUAAGUAACCCCGCGACCACAUUUCCCAUUUAUUACACAUGCAUAUGUUGUUAUAUUACUCCGUGUUUAAUUCAGCAUCAUGCAAAAAUCUUCUGAACAGAGUGUUUUCUUUUGUGUCCAUGAACAAAUUUCUUACUAAUUCCACUAUUCUUACCUCAUAAAAAGUUAAUUUAAUGAACUUCUUUUCCCCAGGACAUGGUGAACAAAUACAAACUCAAUAAGAAGAGCAUAGAAGAAGGUGUAAUGUUUUUUUACACAAUCGCACUGUUGCGCAUCCUUGAAGUGUCACACUCGUGCCAGAUCAUCCAUGGUGAUGUUAAACCAGACAACUUCCUUGUAUUGGACACGUAAGUAGAGUGACGAGUUUGUUGACAAGGGCAGAGACUUCAUCUUUACCUCUAGUCCAUUUUGAAACGUAAGACUGGCGCCGUUGUGAGUCUACAUUACGAGUAAUCAGUCCCUCGUUUUCCUAAGGGAUAGUAUUGGGAGCAAAUCACGCGAGCACGCUUGAAAAUUGCCAUCCGCCAGGAGGGUGUAAUGCGUUACUCCUUCUCCUCGCACGUAGCAAUUUUCAAGCGCGCUUGUGUAUUGUAUUCGAAGAAAAUGAGGGUCUACUCGUAGUCAAUUAUGAGUUCUCUUGGUCCAACCAUUGUGGCCCUGGUUGCCAGUAUUUCGAAGGUGACGCAAUAUAUGGUUUGAGUCAAGAGAUCUCUUGGUCUGAGUUUCACUGGCUGAUUGAUCUCUUUCCAAUUAUUCGCGUUUUCCUCUCAAAAACCCAACCUUCCCAGAUGUCUGAUGUCAUUCAAGUAUAGACUAAGGGACCGGUCAUUAUUUAUGUGGGGGGGAAUCAUGGGGUGGGCCAGGCCUAUUUUUUUUUAGAGAAAAGGGGUGGGCCAAAACAGAAUUUCACGAUGAUUGGGGGUGGGUCAUUGUGUGUUUUGUAAAGAAUCACACUCACUACAAUUCAUGUGGAAGAUCUAAAUAAAUUCUAAUGCAAUACUGGACAUAAAAUAUGACACAACUGGAUGUCACAUGUAGGUACCCAACCUAAGUGUCAAUGAGAUCCGUAAGCAAGAGCGAAGAAAAGAAAGCAAGUUCGAGCCUUAAAAGAUGUACAUUGCUAUGACUGGAAAACACUUGUAGAGAAGGGGGAGCUUGACACUCUGAAAGCCCCCGAGUUGGACAAAUACAUUGAGCAUAAUAAACUUAGCAAUAACGGAAAGAAAAUCGACAAAAUCAAGCGAAUCAAUCUACAUUUCCUUCAAGCGUCAGUGUUGGUGAGGACAGUGAUGAGAGUGACAGUGACAAUGACCUUGUUUUGUGUGAUGAAAGUGAUAGCAAAAGUGAAUCAGAUGAUGACAGUCAUACUGUAACAAUACAAGAAGGCACAUCAACAAGAAGUGGCCGCAGGGUAGGACACUGGUCCACAAGAUAUGCUGAUUUCGUUCAGUGAACAGGAACUCCUUAUAGAGGUAUAGAUUGAAGGGGGUUGGGGCUGGGUCACCUCUUAUAUAAAGUUAUAUGGGGGUGGGCCAAGAAUUAACUAAUGGGCUUAAAGGGGUGGGUCACGUUUUUUCUUUCAUGCUAAAACAAAAAAAAUCCCCCCCACAUAAAUAAUGACCGGUCCCUAAGAACAGUCUCUCUUUUUUCUUGGGCCGUCAAGUGAAACGCGCGAGACACGAAAUGACCACGCGCGUGACGGGAGAGGCGCUUUUUUCUUCUCGGGCAGCCGCCCUCGUUUGGCGCGUCUCAUUGCUUCGACGCUCGCGCGUGCGUGAACUCCCUCCACUAAUCCGUAGAAAAAGAGAAACUGCUCGCCGUCUAUUUUUAUUAGGGCUCUUUUCUUUGAACUCCUGUAAGGUGGCUUUUUUUUCUUGUAGCGAUGUAGACACACCCGAUUGCGCCGCACUGAAGCUUAUUGAUUUUGGACGCAGUAUUGACAUGAAGCUGUUUCCAGCUGGGACAACAUUCUCCGCUAACUGCUACACAGAAGACUUUCAGUGUAUCGAGAUGAAAGAAGGUAGAGCUUGGACCACACAGGUACAGUACCUCAGCAACUUUAUCUGGUGCAGUGUAACCCCGCACCACGGACACCCGUGCAUCGGACAGUUUCGUUUGUCCUGACGAAAAGUUCAUAUUUUUCCUCCAAAAUUAACCGGCUUAAUACGGAAAACGGACACUCCUCUGUGUCCCAAACUCUCGUAUAUCCCCAAUCCCUCUUUACGGACGCUGGGUAUCUGCGCACUCAGGUCUAGUUAAGUUGUGUGCCAAUUGUUACUAUUGUACCCUGAUUUCUACGGUUUAAUACCAUUUUUUUCCAAAAAAAAAAAACAGUAGCGAAAGCGCGUGACGUGUUUGAUUUUGGUCAGUCCGUCUUUCUUCCGGUGUUUGACUCUUAUGCUGUGGUUCUUUGAUAACGUUUUCUGCCUCCUGUUACACAAGUUUCAAUUCCUCGGCUUUUUUGCUUUUUUGUAUCUUUACAUAGAUAAAAAAGGAAUCCAUGAAGUUUUUGUCUUAAGAGUACGCUUAAUACGGACACUCGGAUAAUACAGACAAAAUGAAAUGUGUGUUAGUGUCCGUAUUAGAGAGCUUUAGAUUUUGAAACGAGGACGGCUAUGAGUACGAGAUUUUCUCAAUACUAAGUAGUGCACGCGCGUGAACCAGCGUCAUUUUGGCGGGAAAACGUGGUAGCCGUCGUCAUUCUACUACGAGUUUUAGCGAGAAUGUCGUACUGGCGGGAACAAGUUAUCAAAUUUUAGAAGUUUAAUCAUUUUGUAACCGUAAAGGGCUAAGCCUUCUCCAAUAAAAAUAACCGCACUAAUUUUUCAGGUAAAAAGUAGUACAUUGAAGCUUUCCGGGUUGAAUACUUUUCGAUAAAACGCGACAAAACUUUAAGUUAAAACUCGUUCUAAUAGUCGUCCUCUUCCUCAAAUCUAAAGCUCUUUAUUAACCAGGUUCCACUGUACAUGUCUGUUAACAUCAAUCCUGGUUCCCUUUUUGCUAGCAAGCUACAAGCCUGCGUAGCAGGCGCUUGGAAGUAGUGAGCUAAAGAGAGAACGGGCGCGCGCAAGGGAGACACGCGAGGGGUGAGGGGCUUCCUCUCCCCUCGCGUGUCUCCUUCUCGCGCGCCGGUUUUUACUUGUGCUCACUACUUCCAAGCGCCUGUUACGCAGGCUAGCAAGCGACAUUCAGACGUUGUUUUUGCCUCCUUGUUGUACAGGUUGAUAUGUACGGUAUCCUGGGCACAGUACAUUGUCUUUUGUUCCAAGAUUACAUGAAAGUUAACAAAGACGAUAAAGGUAGAUGGAAAAUCACAAAAUGUUUCCGAAGGUACGUUCCGGUUUUCUUCACCUAUCUAUCUCUUUUAAGGUUGGGAAAUUGACCUGUGACAACGACGUCAACGAAAACGGCAAAAAAGCAAUAGGUUGAAUAGUCAAGACAACAACUCUGCACGUGCAGCAAGCUUUUUUGUACAUUUCUCUGCCGUCACGGCACGACUACGACGUGAAAUUGCGUAGGGUAACCCUAGAACAAGGGUAACCCUCUCUCCUUGUAAUCAGGCCCUAACAUGGACACCUUUGCAGGGUGCAAAGAAAGUCAGUUCUACAGCUUGCCAUUCGGGCAAGCUGUAGGUAGCAUGUACCAGCCCGAAAGUUAUUUUAACUAGCCUGAAAAAGAUUUGAUGAGCAGGAUUGAUUUCAUUUCUUCUGUAAUUUGAAUUCCCGCAAAAAAUCACUCGCCGAUCGGGCAAGUUAAGAACAGAAUUCACUGACUAGCCCCAGGUUAUCGGACACCACUUUCUUUGCACGCUGCCUUUGGGAACGGUACUAUGUGUCUGUCUUAAAGAGAUGUCCGUCAUGUAAAGGCAGGGGCCAACUCUAGGCGUCCGUUUUAGCGAGAGGCCCAUCUUAUUGACUGAGGUGUUCGUUAAGAAAGAUUUGACUGUACUUCAGCUAUCUUGAUUAGGGCCAAUGCAGUCCAAGUUUUUCAGGCUGAUUUGGAUCUAGACCCACUGGGCUUAAGUAGAUAUGUGAUAGGGCUGUCUGCGGGCCUAUAUUAUGAUCAAAUGGGUAUAUCUUAUAGUCAACUAUAAAAGGUAUAUCGUUCCAUUUCUUGUAGGUAUUGGAAUCCCAUUUGGGGCAGGUUAUUCGAUUCUCUUCUCAACAUCCCCAGCUGUGAACAACAACCCUCGUUACGGGACUUUAGAGAAGAGUUUGAAAAGCUUUAUCAGAUAGACGAAGCCAAUUACAUUAGACAGAAGCAGCGACAUGAUAGGCUAAUGUUUUAGUUCCUAUAGUUCGUCAUUGGAUUGCCGGUUUCUUUGAUGUUUAAUUGGCCUAUCAAAUUAUUGACUACAAUCUUGUAGCUUCACCAAGGCGGAAACUUUCGAAAUCGAUAAUCAAGCCCACGGUAAUCAGUCGUCAAGGGACUUAGAUAUCUAUGGGUUCUUCUCAAAUUCAACAACCUUUUUGAAUCCACAAUAACCACAUUUAUUUGAUGUGGUAUGCCU
Porites evermanni is the source of this 18189-nucleotide messenger RNA. The record is from the annotation of a GenBank genome assembly. NCBI's taxonomy places the organism in Eukaryota, Metazoa, Cnidaria, Anthozoa, Scleractinia, Poritidae.